GCGCGGCACGUGUCCGCGCGCUGCCCCGGGGCUCGCACCGCCGCUCGCCAGGCGCCCAGGACUGGACGUGCUCGGUGGGGGGGGACCACCGCCAUGCUCUUCCGCUUCGGCGUGGUGGUGCCGCCCGCGGUGGCCGGCGCGCGGCCCGAGCUGCUGCUGGCGGGUUCGCGGCCCGAGCUGGGCCGCUGGGAGCCACGCGGGGCCGUGCGACUCAGGCCCGCCGGCACCGCGGCGGGGGCGGCCGCGCUGGCGCUGCAGGAGCCCGGCCUGUGGCUCGCCGAAGUGGAGCUGGCGCCCGACGGGCCGGAGUCGGGCCGCGACGACGCGGGCCGCGUGGACACGUUCUGGUACAAGUUCCUGCAGCGCGAGCCGGGAGGCGAGCUGCGCUGGGAAGGCUCUGAAACUUGUAAAGUACUCCACCAAGGGUUAUCUUUGAAUUCUGGCCUUCCUACAAUAUGGAAAGAUAAUCUGCUCUCUGAUCCUACAGGCAAUGGACCUCACCAUGACCGUUGCUGUACAUAUAAUGAAAACAACUUAGUGGAUGGUGUUUAUUGUCUCCCAGUAGGACACUGGAUUGAGGCCACUGGGCACACCAAUGAAAUGAAGCACACAACAGACUUCUAUUUUAAUAUUGCAGGCCACCAAGCCAUGCAUUAUUCAAGAAUUCUACCAAAUAUCUGGCUGGGUAGCUGCCCUCGCCAACUAGAACAUGUGACCAUCAAACUGAAGCAUGAAUUAGGAAUUACAGCUGUCAUGAAUUUCCAGACCGAGUGGGAUAUCAUCCAGAAUUCUUCAGGCUGUAACCGCUACCCUGAACCCAUGACUCCAGACACCAUGAUGAAGCUGUACAAGGAAGAAGGCUUGGCCUACAUCUGGAUGCCCACACCAGACAUGAGCACUGAGGGCCGAGUGCAGAUGCUGCCACAGGCUGUGUGCCUCCUGCACGCCCUCCUGGAGAACGGACACACCGUGUAUGUCCACUGCAACGCUGGGGUGGGCCGCUCCACAGCUGCAGUGUGCGGCUGGCUCCACUAUGUGAUCGGCUGGAGUCUGCGGAAGGUGCAGUACUUUGUCAUGGCCAAGAGGCCUGCAGUCUACAUUGAUGAAGACGCCUUGGCCCAGGCACAGGAAGACUUCUUUCAGAAGUUUGGGAAGAUUCACUCUUCCAUAUGCAGCUUAUAGGUGACCAGCUUGCUUCUCGUAGUUGUCUUAAUAAGGAACCAGAGGUGUGGUUAGUGGAAGGCCUAUAGACAAAGACCCCAUCGGAACUGAGGGGACCGAAGCCCUCAGGACCCCUGGGCAUACCUUCUAUUACAGCUUGGUAGGGCUUACCUUUGAAAUAUUUUACAAAGGCAACUGCGUGCCACAUGAGAAAAAUUCAAAGUCAGCUGGGCAGCGGUGCAAUGGAUGCCACAGUUGCUGCUGCAUAGACUGUUAUGGAUUUGUGAUGCUUUGGCAUGCAGAAGACGAGAGUGGUUAUGUGGAUUUUAUCAUUACUGUGAGUCUCACAUGCACACACACACACACACACACACACACACACACACACACACACACACACAGCAUGUACACACGAGUACAAACACAUACAACAUUUUAUUGACCUGAAAUUAUAGACAUUUGCCAGUGGAAGGGAAAAGUAUAUAAACCUGAAUAUGAUGCAGAAAGAACUUGCCAUGGGCAUAAAACAACAGUUUUCUAUAAUUUUCUUUAUUCCAUUUCAUAGUUGUCAACAUCUCUGAGGCACCUCCUUAUUUUCCUGUCCUCCUCACAUGACAGCAGAAGUAGUUAGCCCUCUGUUUCUUCUGGCCUAUCUAAUUGCUAUUUUUUCCCCUCAAGACAGAGUUUGUACUACUCACUGUAGUAUAACAUAACACACAAAGGUCAGUCUUUAACUCAUGGUGAUCUUUCUGCCUCAGUCUCCCAAGAACUGGGAUUAUGGUGUAUGCUUCCAUACUCAGCACCACCGUUUUUCAAUGGAGUCUUUUUGAGCAUAGCUGACUUUCCCAAGUCUCAUGGUAAGUAGGAACAAGUUGAAGUUUUUAAUUCAAUUUAUCUGGCUCGGUGCUGCUUUCACUGCAUUUAGUUUUUCAGCAGACUGUCAUGGAUGUAGCUUUGUCUGUCUCAGGUCACUAUCCCUGCGGUUGUUUCUACAGUGAGAAAUGGGACAAUGUUCUGAACAAUUCCCAAAGAAUUUAGGAAAACCAUUUUAUUCUGUUCAACCUCCUUUAAGCUGUGGUUUGUGAUCCCAAGGUCAUGAGUGGAAGGAGCCUGAGGAGGGAGGCCAUGUCCAGAGAUCAGUGUUGGGCAGCUGGGGCCGACCCUCAAUUCAGCAUAACACACAUUGCUGUUCCUCCCAGACAUGUGGUUUAUUCCAUUAGGUUUUAUCAGAAGUACAAAUAUCAGCAAAAUUUUGCCUCCCAAGAUAUAAAAUGUAGAAACAGUUCUUGGUUCCAUCCUCGGGAAGACAGUCCCCAACUGACAUAUUAGGACACAGAAGGGGACUUAUCUUUAGUUGAGUGCCACUGUGUGCCAGUUGAUUUCCUAUGUCUAAUGCCAUCACAGUUCACUCUGGGAUGGGUUAUUGUGUCUGUUUAGAUGGGGAAGUGAGGCCCAGAGAGACGAAAACACGUGUCGACUGCCAUUGUUGUCGAUGGAGGCCAUGAGAUGAGAUGCAAAGCUAGGUUCGUCUCUCAGAUCCCAUACCAUCAAAAGUUAAAGUGUGAUAUUUAAAUGUGCUUCUCUUCCUUAUUUUAGAAACAUGUUAAUAGAUGGCAGAGAUGGUGAUUUGGGAGGCAGAGGGGACAAGAAGGCCACAGCCUGAGUUCCAGUAGUUUUCACAAUAGAGAGAGAUGUCUCAGAAUGAAGGCACUCAGAGGAGGUAGCAAAAGAGGGAGAGAGAGAGGGAGGGAGGGAGGGAGAAAGGGAGGGAGGGAGAGAGAGAGAGAUAGAGAGAGAGAGAUGUUUCAACAUGAUAGACACCCAGAGGAGGUGGCAUUUGUUUUGAAUAGAGUACCCUACACGAAACAUUUCUCCUACAGUUACAAAGUUAAGUCUAAAAACCAGUAUUGAGGGAUACCCGGCCUCUCCUACAAAGUAUAGCUAGAUGCAGCACCUAUGUCUAAGACCCAAUUUAUAAUCACAAUGUAUUAGGUAAAGUUUAAUUUUUAAAUGGGAUAUUUUAAACAAAUAUAAUGUGUGUGUGUGUGUGUGUGUGACUUAAUGUCUUAAGAAAUCCAGCUGUACAAAUUCCACUGUACAAUGGCCCUUUCCAGGCGGCUUUUUAUCUGUGCCUCAGAUGAAAUUGUUUAGAACUACAGAUGAACGUUUUAGAAUGACCCCACUUGCCCUCAGUGAGUGGGUUGUCUAAUGUAUCUCAAAAAUCACCUGGGAGCUUUGCUAAAUAAAAGCAUAAAAAAAGACCUUUGUGCCACAAAAUUGUUUAAUGCUGUCAACUUGCUCUGAAAUCUAGAAAAACACGUUUUUUUUUUAAUUUGUAAAAUGGGCAUUGGGCUCACCAAAUUGCUUUUUCGUUUUUGUUCGUGCUCAUUAACCUGUGAGAAGGGGUGGCUGACGGACGUCUGAGAUGGAAGAAGUGAAGGUGGCACUCGAGAAUGUCUUGGAGAAGACCAUGGAAGAUGCUGUCUCAAGUGACUCUCAUUGAACACUUUUUUUUGGGUAUAGAUAUGUGUGAGGUGCAUGGAUAGAACCCAGGGCUUCACAAAUGCUAAAAUACUCUGAACACUGAAUUAUACCUCCAGACCAACAAAACCUCACUCAAAGGAUUCUCACAGGAAAUUCUAAGAAGAUCUCUUACUUGGUGAAAGAGCACCAAGGUACCAAGAUACUGUUACUGUCUUUUAGACUCCAAAUACGUCUUUCUUUUAUUUUGCGGGCCAAAAUUGGUAAAAAGGAAAAAAAAUUAGCAAAACAUAAAAAAAUAUAUAUAUAUUCUCUUUGUCCACUUGGCUUGUCCUAAAAAACAAAAAUGUUGACGAAAAAAUGUAGUUAAGAGUUUGGGGCCAGGCAGUGGUGGCACACACCUUUAAUCCCAGCACUCGGGAGGUAGAGCCAGGUGGAUCUCUGUGUUUGGUGCAGCCGGGUCUAUAGAGCAGGCUCCAGGACAGGCACCAAAACUACACAGAGAAACCCUGUCUCAAACAAAACAAAACAAAAAACAAAACGAGUUUGGGAAUGAGAAGGAAAAAAUGAAAUGAGACUCAAAAGUGAACUAGAUGGGAAUUAGAACUCUCCAUACACUGCAACAGAGGCAAGACAGAAAGUUAAAAUCACAAUUCCCUUUAAAGGUAAUCACAUGCAGUUCCUUUAGAGGAGAAAGAGCCAAAACACCAUACCACAAUGCAAAGUGUUGUAACUGAGGGCCAGAGCAGAUGGUUAAGGCAGGAACACAGGUAAGUGAUUAUGGUGUGGAGGAGUAGAGAAGACUUAGUGCAAACGAGAUCAAACAGUAUAGAGGGGAAGACUUGAUGGAAGGAUUAAUGAAAAGUGGGGUAAGCAGAAGGAAAAGCAGUGCGCAAAAGCAAAGCUAAGUUUUACUCCUGUCUUAGUUUCUAUUGCUAUGGAGAGACAGCAUGGCCAAGGCAAUGGGUUCAGAGGGUUAGGGUCCGUGACCGUCAUGGUGGGAAGCAUGGCAGACAUGGUGCUGGAGUAGUAGCUGAGAGCUUGUAUCUCAAAGUUGGGGGCAGAGAGAGAGAGACAGAGACAGACAGACAACUGGGAAUGGCACGGGCUUUUGAAACUUCAAAGCCCACCCCCAGUUACACACUUCCUCCAAUAAGGCCACACCUGCUGAUCCUUCCCAAGCAGUUGUACCAACUGGGAACCCAAUAUUCAACUAUAUGCAUCUAUGGGGACAUUCUCAUUCACACCACAACAAAAUUUCUAAAAAGGAGGGAGGAGAGUGCUUUCAGAAGGAGUCAAGAAGAUGGUGCAACAAUGGAAGUGAAUGGAGAGCCAAGUUCUGUGCUCAAGAGACCAGCUAAGCAUGCAGCGACUUCUCUGAGGCAAAAGAUCCCAUUUAGAAGAAUCAGCACUAAGUAAUGUUUCGAAUCAACAGUGGGAACAGUAUACAUUUUUUAUCACCCACUAGAAAAGGAAAGCAAGUCUGAAAGGGCAAGCCUAAGAGUAGAGGAAGAAAUUGGUGAAGCUCCUUCUGUAUAAAAAUAAGGACAGUACUAAAGGGAAGAGGAAGGGCAUAAAUGGAUCUGUUCCUUUGUUCCCUAAACGAUUAGAGCAAAAGUCUUUUCAAUCUAUUUCAUGGAUAUGUAUGUCUGCCUUUCAUUGCUGUGACAUAAUGCUUGAGGCUACUUUGGCUAAUGAAUAAAGAAGAAGACUUUUGUCUCAUGAUUCUGGAGCCUUGGAAGUCCAAAACCGUGAUUACAAGAUCUGCUUGGCUCCUGAUGGGGUUUGUGGCACUUCAACUCAUGAAAAAUGGACAAAUGGUCUCAGGUGAGACUGAAAUUGGAGUCAUGCUAGCUAAACCAUUCCUACAAGAGAGAUAUUUACCAUCCACGAGGGCUCUGACCCCACCUCCCAACACUGAUAUAGCAAGGAAUUAAGAUUUCUGUACUUGAUCUUCCAGGGGACACAACGAGCAGUAGGUUUGUACCCAAGCCCUGUUUGGCUCCUCUUCCUCUCAACCAUCACAUUUGAUCCAUCAGGAUGGCAUGUCAUAUCUCUGGUAUAAAUACCCUGACUCCUUUACCAAACAGCUCCUCAGAGACAGUCUGGCCACAUUGUUGGGUUUCAAGAAUAGAUGUCUGUAUGCAGUCCUUGAUUCUGUCACUUCCCUCUCCCACACCCAUCAAAUCCACGUAGUGGACUGUGAGAUGUCAGAUUUGUGCCUAAAUUCCAAUGACACUGAAGGUAAACAUCAAAACUUCCACAGGCCCACACAAUCUAUAUCCCUGACAUUCUUCUGACCUGACUUGCUGCUAUCUUGUAAGUUAUUUGCUCUGCUCCAAUCAUGGUUUCUUGCUUUUCUUGGAAUAUUCUGGGCAGGUUUCAAACUCAGAACUCUUAGACUUACUGUUAUCCUGAUUGUGCUGUUGUUAGGUUGUGGUUUGUCUCUCAGAUUUUUACAUGCUGGAAACAUGGUCCUCUGGGUGGCUAUGUGGAGAGCAUUGGAACCUUUAGGCAGUGGACACUAUUGGCAGGUAAUUAGAUCAUUUAUGUCAAUGCCUUCAGGAAAGACUUAGUGUAAUUCUCGUGGGACCCUAGUUGGUCUUCAUGUGAGUGUUGUAGGGCAAGGCCCCUGAUGCUCUGGCAUCAUUUGCACCCUGCCAUUCUCCUUAUCUCUCUUCUACCAUGUGUGACAGAAUGAUGUGAAUCUUCUCCAGAGAUUGAAUCUUUUGGCCCCUCUGAUCUGGAACAUUCGGCUUCUGAAACUGAGGUAAACAAGUUUGUUUUAAUUGUGAAGCACCCAGCCUCCGGAGUUCUGUUCCAACAACAGAAAACAGAUAAGUACAUAUAGGGAUGCUUUCUCCAGAUGUACACUUCCCUCCAUGAUGCCUACUAGGACCACUUAUUUAAAACACCUUGACUGGAUUUGCCUCUCCUGUCCCAUAGUCACUGCUUUACUUCUCUUUAGAGAACUUACGGUGGGAUAAUAUAAUACAAGAUUUAUCUACUCAUUGUGUUGUCUGCGUCUUACCAUGAUGUAGACUUCAUAGAGUCAGAAAUUGAUACCUUUUGCUGAAGUACUUAGGGUUACAGAACUUGGCACAUAGUACAACAGAGAUGGAUGACAACAGUAAUGAUUGCAAAGCAUACAAUGCUACAAACAUUGUUCUCUAAGGCUACACACACACACACACACACACACACACACACACACACACAUACACACAUACACACACACCCCUACCUUUGAUACAAACUCUAGGCAUACGAUGUGUGCCAGUUUGCUAGAGUGGCUAUAACAAUGUACCUCAGACUUGGUGUCUUCAACAACAGAAAUGUAUCUUUUGAUGAUUUUAGAAUAUCAAGCACAGAAUGUCAGCAGGGUUGGUUUUUCUGAGGACUGAGAGGCCAUAUUCCACAUCUCCUUCCCUUCCAGAAAUUUCUGACAUAUUUUUGGUUUGCAGAGGAAGCAUCAUCUUGUUCUCAGACCUCCUCUUCACUCAGUAUAUGCCAUACGCAGGAGUCCAUGUUCAAAUAUUUUGGUUUUUAUUAUUUGUGUAUGAAUGCACAUGGAUCUGCAUGCAUAUGUUGAAGUCAGAGAAUAACAUAUUUUUAGGUGCUAUCCACCUUUAAAAAAACAUUUAGAAACCACCACUGUUUUGGUCCUUGCCAAGUAGGCUAGGCUGGCUUCCAGGGAACCCCAAAUAUAUGUCACUUUUCCCCUCCACAGUGGUGAGCUAAUGAAUGCAUGCCACAUACUCAGGGUUUUAAAAAAAACUGCAUUUGGGGAUUAAGCUCCUGUACUUGCACUUUUACUUUACUGACUGAGCUGUCUCCGUGACAACCAAAACAAGGACAUCAAUCAUGUCAGAGUACCACCUUCAUUGUGACAUCAUCUUAACUGCACUUAUAAUGGCCUCCUUUUCUAAUAGGUUUACAAUUUGAAAGGAGGUUGUUACAUGUUAAUUUGGAGGGGAUGUACAUAAUUCAAUCUGUAAGAGUAUGAAAACUACCUAGAGACAAGAAGAGAGAGAAGUAAAACCCAGGAAAAUUGGGAGUAGAUGUUAAAAAGAGUUGAGAAAGGGGUGGAUUUUCCCAUUUUCACAGAUCUGUCACUUGAGAGUAUUACUGAAAAAUGGAGGCAGAAAUUUGGAUCUGUUGAAACACAAGACGGGAUGGAUUCUUGUGCUGUAGUUAUGCUAGGUCACAUAUCAAUUUUAUUAAAGGAAAUAUUUAAAAGCCAAGGUGCUGUCAUUAAAGCCCAAUGUGCAUUAAUGUUGUAAACAGGAGAUAUGAAACCAGAGGCUGAAGACAUUGAUAAGUAGUGAAGAGCAGUGUUUGCUCUUACAAAGGACCUGGGUUGGAUUUGAAGUUCACAUAGUGCCCCAGAACUAUUAUAACUCUAGCUCCAGGGGAUCCAACACCCUCUUUUGCCCCCCUUAAAUACUGCAUACAUAUGGUAUACAUAUAUACAUACAUACAUACAGACAGACAAGACACCUAUACAUAUAAAAUAAAAAAUGAAUCUUUAAAAAGAUAAACAAAAAGUUUCCAGAACAUGGAAAGCUCCUUAACAUUGGUCUCAGCCAUGAACUUUUUUUUUUCAUUUUUCUUUAUUAAGCUUUUGCUUAACAUACAGGGUGAUGUAAUAUACACUGUUGGCUUACAUGUUGAGAAAAGAGAGAAUGUCCUGUAUGUUCUUGGGUAAAGUUUGUCUUUGGGGAUGAAGAGACCCUAAAAAAUAGAAUUUCCCUUAUUCUACAACAGGAGCAUAAAUACCAGAUUAUAGUUUCAGAUGCACAGACUAUGCAUCUGCCUGUGUGUUGAUUUGAUUGAUGCAUUGCCACAGUUAGCAGGUAUGAACUAGAAUUCUGGCUUCCAUUCCAAGCUUCCUCCAGAACAAAGUUUUUCCAGCCUCAAGAGUCAGGUUUUCUUCUGACUAAUCCAGAAGUUUGCCUCAUCACACCCUCUCCAUAAUUUCUCUUAAGAUCAACAGAACAAACAUUCUGAUGUGUCCCCUGACCCCCACUCCUCCUUUGUCUAUUCUACUGACCAAAUUAAACCAAACAUACAAAAAAUCCCAAACAUGGACAGGCUUCAGGAAAUCGUAAGUAAAAGCCAUAGCCAAAAUUAAGCACACUAGUUGUGGACUUCAGGUGUCUGAGGAGUGGAAUUCUCCAUCCCAGAAAGCAGUCAGUAUUGUUAUUAUUUAUUGAAGUUAAUGCCUAAUUUUGAUCAUUUUUUCUAUAUUAUAUCAUUUUCUCCAAGAGCCAUACAAUUUUGUUGAUUUGUUUCUUAAAAAUAUUUCUACUCUGUACACAUAGGGUAUUUUUAAUGUUAUUAGUUUAUUAAAUCUGUGGUUUCAAAAUGGAAGAAACAGCUGGUAUGGGAUCAUUAUAUAUUUAAAAACAUUAACUGAAGGAGCUUUGUAUAUAGUCAUUAGGAAGUAGUAAUUAUAAUUGUAUAGACAAAAUUUGUUUCAUCGUCUGGGUGCUUAAAUAGUUCUGUAUCUAUGGGAAGAAUAAUAAUGGAUACAAAACAAACAAGUCUCUGGAGAGUGGCUUUAAGUUGUCACUGGGCAAAUAUCUUAGUUUAAUUAGAGGUGUUUAAUAAUAUUCUUUGUCUAGAAAUUACUUUCACCAAAAUAUUUUUGUCAAUAUAAAAUAUAUUUUAACCCUCAAUAGUCCUUUUUCUUUUCAGAUCAAAGAGAAUCUUUCUAUGUAGGAUCUAACUUUUCAUCAUUGUUUUCACUGAUGGAAAUGAUGAAUACAUGUACUACAUCUCUACUUCAGUUGUCAGAUGAGUUCCCAGUGUCUCAGUAUAGAAAGGUUAUCAUAUAGAAGUUUUGCAAAGUUAAAACUAUUUAGUGGCGUUUCAAAUGAAAAUGGUCUAAGGGUAUCUCAGUGAGUCAAUCAUUUGUUGUUGAUGCUAAGAAGAGGCCAACAGUGGGCUCAUUUAUCACAGGUUGAAAGAUGUAAACAAGGCAUCUUUGGGUACUUCAGGGAAAGGGUAUCAUGAACUUGUGGUCUGAUGGUUGUGAAACUGAGCAUUCAGUGCUGUGGGAUGUCAUUCUGUAUGCUGUGAAUAUGUGGUGCUCUGAUUGGUUGAUAAAUAAAGCACUGAUUGGCCAGUCGCCAGGCAGGAAGUAUAGGCAGGGUAAGCAGAUGAGGAGAAUUCUGGAAAGAGGAAGGGCUGAGUCAGGAGUCACCAGCCAGCCAGACACAGAGGAAGCAAGAUGACAAGCAGAACUGAGAAAAGGUACCAAGCCACAUGGCUAAACAUGAAUAAGAAUUAUGGGUUAAUUUAAGUGUAAGAGCUAGUCAGUAAUAAGCCUGAGCUAAUGGCCAUACAGUUUGUAAUUAAUAUAAGCCUGUGUGUUUAUUUGGCUCUGAGUGGCUACAGGGGCCUGGUGGGACCGCAGAAACCAUUGGCACCCACCAUGUUUAAGAGAAUAUGGGACAAGUGUGCAGAGAUUUUUGACUUCUUCAUCAGCAUAAGUGGAAUCAACUAGACUCAUUUUGUGUGUGUGUGUGUGUGUGUGUGUGUGUGUGCGCGCGCGUGCGUGUGUGCGUGCGCGUGCGUGUGUGCGUGCGCAUGCACAAUAGUAAUUCCACCUUUUGAAGAACUGGGCAAAUGGUUACUACCUCCCAGGUACUGUGCAGGGUCUGCACACACUUGGCACACAGGAUAUUCUUAUUAAGAGGUUGUAAUUACUGAAAUAGGAGUUUAGGAUGUUUGGGUUGGAGAAAAGAAGACCAUGGAAAGAAAUGAUGUUAAUAUUUGUAUAUAAAUAAGGCAAUUAUCUUGUAGCAGAGGACAACAAUAAUUAGUUAUUAACAGGAGGGUAGCCUGCAGCUUAUUUUAAGAAGCAACUGUGAGUAGAAUUGGAAAGUGGUAAACCAGAUUGUUUUGUGAGAGAGACCCUUGUCACUAAAUAAUUUCAAAUCUGAAGUCACUCCCUCUCCCACCCUGCCAAUGUUUUGAAGAGGUUUGAUCAUUGAAAGGCAGAUUUCAUCAUGCCAUUUAUAAGGUCUCCUCCAAGUUAACAACCUAUGAUUCUAAUUAUUGAUUAGGUCAACAUAGAAUUUCUUCUUUCCCACAAACAUUAAAGCUCCAGAUUCAUAGUCACCAAGGUACCACAAAAGCAAGUAAGAAGUACAUAAGAAAUACAAGGAGUCUGCAGGGCUCAGAGAAUAAACAGGAUGCUCUCCUGGAUCUGGCCAUUUCCUAGAGAUAUUAGAGAAGAUUCGGAAAGAGGAAUGUACAGCAGAAACAGUAUAAUCCUUUGUGACGUGCAGCGGUUCAUAUUGUGUAUGCCGGGGUUCAUGUUAUGUGUGUAGGGAAUACUAGAGUAAGUUAUCCAGAACCAAUGGGAUAACUUCCCCAAUGAGAACUUGUAAAGAAAGUGGACAUUCCAGAAAUACAGGAUGUCUUUGUUGGGGUAAUCAUUGUCCUAAGUUAUUGGCUGUUCAGGUUUCUUGACUGAAUAUAAAUCACUAUAUUCCUCCUAUUUUCACUUACAAACUCUUCAUGAAGAUAAUGCAUUAAGGCCACCCUGAUGAAAAUUCAAUCUGGUGGCAGUAAAUUGACAUUUGAUCACUCACAAGCUAGUGUGGUGAUAUUUAGUUUGUGCUCUAACAAAUAAAGCUUGCCUGGAGAUCAGAGUGGGGAGCUAGCCAUUAGUUAGCCAUAGAAGCCAGGCAGUGUUGGCACACACCUAUAAUUCCAGCACUUGGGAGGAGGAAACAGGAAGAUCAGGAGUUCAAGGCCACCCUGAGCUACACGAGAUCGAUCCAGUCUAAAAGAGAAACAGCCAGAUGUUGGAGGCACAUGCCUUUAAUCUCAGCACUUGGGAUCUCAUGCCUUUAGUCUCAGCACUUGGGAUCUCAUGCUUUUAAUCCCAGCACUAAGGCAGGUCGAGACAGGAAGUGAUAGGGCUGUGUGGAGAGAGGAAUAUAAGGCGGGAGGAGAAAGGAGCUCACCCCCUUUUCAGUCUGAGAAUUCAGUAGAGGUAAGAAGUCUCUCUACUGGCUGGCUCCCUUACUUCUCUGAUCUUUCAGCAUUUACUCCUAUAUCUGACUCUGGGUUUUUGUUAUUAAGACCAAUUAGAAUUCACGCUACAACUAAUUCUCAUCCACUGGCUGACAUACUUCUGUGGACCAUGUUACCUUAAAUAUAUUGGCUAGUCAAGUCUGGCUCAUGUAUUUAUUUGUUGUAUUUCAAUUUUGAGCUUGUCAGGUCAAGUGGCAGAUCAGAGCACUGCUUAAGGCAAGUGUAAUAGACAUACCAAGUUUUGAUUAAUUAUCUAAUCUUCCAACUAUACACCACCCCUUGUCUGCCCUUGGAAGAACUUACUGUCUGUUACUUUCAAAGUGCGAGAACUACUUGUGAAUAUGAUAUGUUAGCCAAGCAUACCUAAAGAGAAGGCUGGUGUUGAAUCUCACUUCAUUUACUAGACAAUCUGCUGAGUAGUUUUCUCUCUGUUUCCUCUGUUCUUUAAUUUCUUUGCUUCAACAUCAUUUACUCCCAGUUUGGUGCUGGCAAUUCAAUGUUUGUGUCAAUUCAACAUUUUCUGUCCACUCAGGAGCAGAGGCUCUUAGCUCUCGAUGGGAGUUGGCUCUUACAGCCUCAUUCUAGAAGCAGCUUUUAGUCUCAUGAUUUUCCCCAUGAGGCACCUGCAUCUUUAGCUCCUCAGUACUGUUAAUGACUCUAAAAAUAUAUGAAGCUUAAAUGAGCCCCCAAAGUAGCACUUUUUUUGUACUACCUGUUGACUGAAAAAGUGCUAAUAUGCUUUGCUUGAGGAGAGAUGGCCAACUAAGGAGGAAAAAGGAACAAUUUCCUCUCAUUGACCAAGACCUUGAAUGGUUUAUGAGGCAAUAUGUAUGAAACACACAGGACAAGCAGCAAGGAAAUUUUCCAUAUGAUUACUUUACAAGAGAGAACAAUAAAAGAACAGAGCAUGAAUGAUAUAGCAUUCCAAACAUAAUUCUGAUACUGCUUUUGAAGGUAAAGUUUUAUGUGUGCAUGCCAGAGUAUGUGUAUACAUCAAACUGUGUUUGAAUCUGAUGUGCAGGGACUUAGAAGCCACAGCCAUAGUGUCUAACUCUGGACAAGUGGUAUUAACCAAAGGAUAAACAAAGAUGCUAUAACGGGCAAACGGGUAAGUGCUGGCACCCACGGCAGUGAGGGCAUAAACACACAAAUGGAAUUUUCCUUUUCAUGUUCUUCCUAUUGAUUUGUGCAGCCCUGUUUAUAGAAGUCACCAGAAUGGAGCUCUCGGGGCAGUGGAAGGCGCAGAGACACAACAGAGACGCUCCUUCCUUUCAUGUCCUGUGCCUGCUGUCAAGCAGUGAGCUGUCAUCCAUCACCCCACUCUCAUUUCACUUUAACCCCUCCUGCCUUCUUCAUGCUGUAUGUGCUCUUUGUUCUAAACCAAAUCACAUUGUCUGUCCCCUUCAUAUUUUUCUCACUUCUUCUGGACUCCCUGUCGACACAUUCUGGAUUUGACAUUGUCAUUGAUCCUGUGGUCCUUGCUGUUUACUUCACUGGUCCAUUGUGUGUUCAUGUUCUCCCCUGUCUGCCCCAAAGCUAAGGAUCGUGCAGUGGACUGAGUAUUCUAGAAUUCUUAGAGCCACACAUUACACAUCAGAGCUUGAGGAACCAAGCUUGAGCCCAGGUCCCUGCUGUCCGUUCUUUGGGUCAUGACCUUUAGUCGUGUUACACAAAUCUGUCUCUAACUCUUAUGAUGUAGUCAUUUGCAUCCAAAGGCCAUACCUUUCAAAGCAGCCUCAGAAGUUUCAGUGAGGUUUUCAUCUUCCAGAGUGUUAAAGGGUAAAGUGAGGCACAAUAUACAUGUUUUUUUGUUGUUGUUGUUUUGAGGAGUUUUUGAGUUUCAGGAAAUUUUCUAGCAAACACAGAUUCAGGAAUUGGGCAGCUCCAAAAUAGGAACUGGCUCAGAGGCUCCACUGAGGUAAGGCAAGGACAAGAUUUUUACAGGGUGAGCACAGGAAUAAUGCAGAUAAUGCAUUGCGUUUGAUUAGCUACAUAGUUACUUUGUAUGUCUGUCCUGCUGCAAAGUCCCUACUUAGAUAGAUGUAGUUAGUAGAUGGUUGUCUCACCUGCCUUAAGUUUCAUUUUUCAUACUAUCCAUAUAUAAGAAAGCUCAAGGGAAGUUUCACUUAUAUUUGUAAAUCAAGCAGCUCAGAUCACAUGAGAGGCCCAGCUGGCUAUGGAUUCUCUAGAAUCAGUAUUUGGGUUUAUUUUUCAAAGCUAAUUGACCAAGUUACAAUUUCCUUGCCAUGCUUUAAAAUCAUGAAUUUUAAAUUUAUACCAAGAGACCAAGUAUUGUUUUUCCAACAUGUUAAGAAAUGCAUGUCAGGGCCCAGAAGAGUGCUCAGUGGGUUAACACACUUGCCUACUGACCUGAGUUCAAUUCUGGGCCUUAUGAUAGGAGGAGAGGAGAGACCUAACUCCUGAAACCUGUCCUCCAACCACCACACAAACAUGCAAGCUAGACAUGGUGGGACACAAUUACAGUCCCAGUGCUUGGGAGGAUAGCGAGCCUGAGGCUAGCCUGAGUUAUAUAAGGAGACCCUGUCCCCCAAAACACCACUAACAAAGAGCAAAAGUCAAUGCUACAUGUACACUUGAAAGCUCACCCAAGGUACUAGACUAACUGAGCAGAGAAUACAAAACCCACGGGUAAUUUUGUUUUGUUUUCAUGUGCAAUAGAUUUUUUUCAAUGAAUUUAGUGCAUGUAAGAUUAAGAAUGUAGACUGUUGCUAGGACAGUUAUCAACUGAUGGAAGUAAAUUUCUUCAGCAUGACAUGUAUUCCCUAGGCUGUAAGAUGAAUGGCUAGGGUGGCCGGGAUCUCUAGAAGAACUUGCCUAUAGAUUUUUCCAUACAUUUUUGCUUCCUGUGUUAAAUGUGCCAGCAUUCGAUGUUAAUAUUUGCUCUUUUUGAGUCUGAAAGCAGAUUAUUGUUUUUGUUUCCUUUUGGCCAUGGGGCCUUUAAUUUCAAUCCUUUUAUGUUUCAUAGACACAGUGAUAAAAUAUACAAUAAAAUCUGAUGCCAAGGUC
Messenger RNA from Peromyscus californicus insignis, 14721 nucleotides. It is a transcript of the gene Epm2a, whose product is annotated as EPM2A glucan phosphatase, laforin. Gene Ontology annotation, cellular component: nucleus; cytoplasm. Gene Ontology annotation, biological process: protein dephosphorylation. Lineage: Eukaryota; Metazoa; Chordata; Mammalia; Rodentia; Cricetidae. The coding region runs from base 94 to 1182 and encodes 362 amino acids. The transcript has 5 exons. Gene Ontology annotation, molecular function: carbohydrate phosphatase activity; starch binding; protein tyrosine phosphatase activity. The record is from RefSeq and is a predicted model, not a curated record.